AUGUCAUUUGUGAAUACUCUAAAACAGUGGGAUGAGGCAGUGGCCUGUUUCGAACGGGGGGACUCUGCUGCUUCCCUUGGAACAUUUCUGGACAUCCAGGAAAAGAACUCCAAAAUCCUUUUCAACGUUGGCUGUCUACAUUUGAUUAAUAAGAACCUAGAUGCAGCUGAAAAGGCUUUCGAUGGCAGUAUCGGAAAGGAUGGACACUUGGCUGUUGCAUUCUUUCAAAGGGCAUUGACAUUCUACAAAAAAGAGAGGUAUGAGGAGUCUUUUGCUGAUUUCCAACAUGCCUUCAGGGAGUUGAGGGGGAACCAGCUGAUCGACUACAAACCUCUUGGUCUGAGAUACAAAUUAUAUGCUUGUGAGGUACUGCACAACAUGGCGCUGGCCCAUGCUCAGCUGGGUCAGUGGGAGAAAGCCAAAGAGACCCUCCUGACUGCUCUGAACCUCAGGACUGAGGCCAAACUCAGCCACAUUGACAGAGGUCUGGAGUGCAUCCUGAAGCAGAAGGUGUUUGAGCCAGUUGAGGUCCCGGCGAAUGUUCUGUUCAAGCCAAACAAGAACUACGUGGCUGAACUGGAGAAGAAGGACUACCUGGGCAAGGCCAAGGUUGUUUCUUCCAUCGUCUUCCAGGAUGAGUUCUCUGGCUUUGCUCCGUUACAGCCACAGGUUGAAGAGGUUCCUACCAGACCAAAGGCUCCUGAAGUUCUGAGGGCUCUGGAGGAGGGUGAGCCUCACACUGUCCUCUUUGAGUUUGUCCCUGAGACAAGUGAUGAGUUAGCUGUGGUGCCUGGCAAUAUCGUCUUUGUGCUGAACAGCGGAGAAGACAAUUGGGCAUCUGUCAUCUUCAAUGAAAGAAGGGGACUUGUUCCUUAUAAUUUCCUGGAGCGUUUGGAAAUAACCUUAUCAUCUAAGCAAGAUCAGGAUGGGACAGACAAGGAUGACAUCCUAGCGCCACCUAGACGAGAACCACCGAAUAGACCUCAAAGAAAAUCUGCUGUGGCUGCUGAAAAUCAGAGCAUUGGGGACACAGAAACAGAGUCUUGCCAGAUUGAAGAGUCAUCACUGUGUGUAGUGAAAGUGCACUUCACAUACACCAUAGCAAUCUGCAUGGUGCCUGGACUUCCCUACACAACCACUCUGGAGAAAAUCAGUAACAAACUGGGCCUUCCUGCCAUGGCAAUCACCUUGAGCUAUGCCCACAUAGAUUCUGGUAAAAUAGUGAUUGAUGAGGACACGAGGAUGGAAGAUGUUUGGAGCUGUGUCCACAAUGGUCGUCUAACACUGUGGUGUGAUCUCAAAGAGGGUAUGAGUGAGCAGCUGCAAAGCCAGACUCAACUGAUGGCCCUUCAUUCCUAUGAGUCUUCAACUCCAGAGGACCUCGAGUUCCAUCAAGGAGAUAUCAUCUUACUUCUCUCCAAAGUCAAUGAAGACUGGUUUGAGGGACAGUGCAACGGGAAGAUUGGCAUAUUCCCGGCAUCCUUUGUGGAAGAAGUUCCCAUGAAAGAUAAAUAA
Messenger RNA from Salmo salar (Atlantic salmon), 1515 nucleotides. Its product is annotated as neutrophil cytosolic factor 2. NCBI's taxonomy places the organism in Eukaryota, Metazoa, Chordata, Actinopteri, Salmoniformes, Salmonidae. Gene Ontology annotation, molecular function: superoxide-generating NADPH oxidase activator activity; protein binding. Gene Ontology annotation, cellular component: NADPH oxidase complex. The record is from RefSeq and is marked provisional. Gene Ontology annotation, biological process: superoxide anion generation; respiratory burst; phagocytosis.